Messenger RNA from Linum tenue, 460 nucleotides. NCBI's taxonomy places the organism in Eukaryota, Viridiplantae, Streptophyta, Magnoliopsida, Malpighiales, Linaceae. The record is from the annotation of a GenBank genome assembly.
AUGAUCCAUGGAUUCUCCUGGGCACUCCUCGUGCUUGGACGGGGUCUCCUUCCCUCCGACGAGCCUGGCAGGGUUCCCCACCGCCGUGGUCCGCGGCGGGACGUCGAUCAGAACCACAGAACCUGCCCCAACUUUCGCUCCUUCUCCAAUGUUGACAUUCCCCAGGAUCGUCGCCCCGGCGCCUAUCAGCACGCCAUCGCCGAUCUUCGGGUGCCGGUCGCCGCAAGCUUUCCCCGUUCCACCGAGCGUGACGUGGUGCAGGAUCGACACGUUGUUCCCAAUCACCGCCGUCUCGCCCACGACCACCCCCGUGGCGUGGUCGAACAGAACCCCCUUCCCGAUCCUCGCCGCCGGGUGAAUGUCGACGGCGAAAACGUCGGAGACCCGGGACUGCAGCGCUAGAGCCAGCGGCCGCCGGGAUUGCAUCCACAACUUGUGAGCCAAUCGAUGCGCCUGAGAA